CAACACUGAGGCUAUUUACUCCGGAUACAAGGUCACGUAUAUCCGGAUGGUAUUUUGUGUAUCCGUAGAUGCACCUUGCUUGUUUUGAAAUGAGUGCCGAAGUCAACGAGGCGUUGUCGGCGCCGCGCAACGUCGUGUCCAUCGAAGUGUUCUCAGAGCUACCGCUUACGGACACAGGAAGACCUGAGUUGUGGCCGUCCGAGGUGGAAGUGUACAGUGAAUCGCAUGUAAGCCUCUACGACGGCAACGUCAAGUCCGUCUAUUCCCGAGGGCGCUGUGUGAUCACCACACAUCGGCUGCUUUGGUUGAGCGAAGCGAAACGCACGCACAUCUACAUGUGUUUGUCGGCGAUCGACCGCUUGAGCAAGGAAUCCGGGUUCCUCUCGCGCUCGUCCAAGAUCCGCGUCGAUUAUCUGUGGCAGACGAGCGAGUCCAAGUUCCUGAAGCUUUCGUUCAAGACGGGCGGUCGGGACGAAUUCUUUAGUCCGUUCGAGGCGGCGAUGGCGCGAAAAGCAUGGGCGGACACGAAGGCGCCGAGUGCGCUCGCGGACCGUCGGUUGCAACAGACGCGGCAAUUCGACGCAAGUGCCGCGGGGAUCGGUGGGAUCAUGCAGCGGCGCCAAGACGAGCAGAAACAUACGUCGGAGCUCACGACGCAGUCGUUUUCCGACUUGCAUGCACUCAUGGACAAGGCCAAAGACAUGGUCGGGCUCAUCGAGCGAUAUGUGGCCACAAGCAAUGCGGCGACUUCGGCCGACGCCGCCGACGCGGCUCCUUCCACGGACGACGUCAGUGAGAUGCAAUCGGUGCUGCUCAACAUGGGCAUUGCGUCCCCUGUGACCCGCGAGAACUCUGGCGACGCGUACCACGUCCAGCUGGCGCGGCAGCUCGCGUCGUUCGUCAAGCUGCCUCUGGACGCGUCCGGCGGCAUCUUGACGCUGUCGGACAUCUACUGUCUCUUCAACCGCGCCAGAGGGUCCGAGCUCAUCUCUCCCGAGGACUUGUAUCAUGCCGCCGCCCUGCAGAAGCCGCUCCACCUGGGCAUUCACAUGCGCAAGUUUGACGGCGGACUCAUCGUGCUCCAAGCAGAAACAUGGUGUGACUAGAUUCACACAACGAAGACCGCGUGGCCACGAGACUGGAGACCCUCGCGACAGCGGCCGCCGACGGAUGCGUGACGUCCGCCGACGUGUCGCGCGCGUUCAAGAUCUCGCUCCCGCUCGCCGUGGAAUACCUCAAGGUCGCCGAGCAAAAGGGCAAGUUGUGUCGGGACGAUACGUUUGAAGGGCUCCUGUUUUACCCGAAUCGGUUCCCAUCGUUUGUGGAUCAACUAUCGUCGUGACACGAGUGGGAAGUGUAGAGAUAUGGACGAAGAAUGGCAAGUUGGUUACUUAAGUGAUACGGCGGAACGCAAUAUGGAUGGUGGGAUGAAUAUAUACAGCACAGCAUAUGGAUGAUCGUGGCGCUGGAAAGGAGCAUACGUAGUUAGCGGCCGUGGCGGUUGCAGUCGACACGGCGGGGACAAGGACGUUGAGAUCUUUCGAGAGUCUUUUCAGAGAACGAUCCACGUUGUUUGAUGGUUGAAGCAGGGUCGGGGUCAUUCACGGGAGAGAGAGGGGGGUUCUUGUCGUCGUAAGGACGUGUGUUCGUGGCGGCAUGUGCGAGGGCAUCGUGGAAGGCGAGGAGUUCCUUCUUGCGCAGCGUGAUCUUCUUGAUGUCGUCGAUGGACGUAAACCCGUUCGCGGCACGCUGGUCGAGGAUGCGAUCGGCCACAAGAGGCGAAAUGUCGAGAGCUUCCACGAGGGAGUCCUUGGACGCGGUCCGGAGAAAGUGCAGCGCGGCGGUGUCGGUAGCAAGUUCAGAAGCUGUGCCCAUGACUUAGUAAUUUGAAGAAUGACGAACCAUUUGGAAAUAGACUGA
Molecule: messenger RNA, 1920 nt
Organism: Aphanomyces astaci
Lineage: Eukaryota; Oomycota; Saprolegniomycetes; Saprolegniales; Verrucalvaceae
Exons: 6
Coding region: 69-1106 (345 amino acids)
Biological process (GO): protein transport to vacuole involved in ubiquitin-dependent protein catabolic process via the multivesicular body sorting pathway
Cellular component (GO): ESCRT II complex; late endosome membrane
Molecular function (GO): ubiquitin binding; phosphatidylinositol-3-phosphate binding
Source: RefSeq, a predicted model, not a curated record